AUGCUGGCCACCGCCCAAGUAUUUGCCAACACUGCAGCAGCAAUGCUGGAGGAAAGGCAAGUGGCAGGAGCAGUGAUGGAACGUUUUCUCAAGAGAGAGCGUGAAGCUGCAAAAUGCUUGGAAGAAGCUAAGAAACUCCGAGCACAGUGGGAAACCAUGAUGGCAGACGCUGAUAAGGAGGCAGAUAGAAUCCGCCGGGAGGCCAUUGGCCCUCGAAAGAUCAGCUUUGCAACUCCAACAAAUCAUCAGCCACUUGCCACCCCAAAGGAUAAUAUGAAAAAAACUGCGGAGAUCUUGGCCAAGAAAGACGAGGAAAUCGACAUCGCACACCUCCGCACGCUGGUAGUUUCAGCAAUGAAGCAACAAAGCAAGGCAGAUACUUCGCGCCGGUUGGAAUCCAACCCGGAACACUGCGUGUCCACAGCGCAGAAGGACGCCUCCGGAAGGCCUCACCGUGACGAUGAAUGGCGCACCGGAUCCACGGAGCGCAGAAGGAGAACCAGAGAACAUCCUGAUCCGAUCCCGGUGCCAUCGAAAACACCUCCGACUGACCCAAAAAAGGGAAAGGAUCCGAUGUACACUAGAAGAGACAAGUACCGGAACCCAUCACCUCCGCCACGACACCAGGCACCUCCUCCGCCCCCUCGCCAUCGUAGUCCAGUCUGA
Molecule: messenger RNA, 666 nt
Organism: Lolium perenne
Lineage: Eukaryota; Viridiplantae; Streptophyta; Magnoliopsida; Poales; Poaceae
Source: RefSeq, a predicted model, not a curated record